Molecule: messenger RNA, 819 nt
Organism: Phytomonas sp. Hart1
Lineage: Eukaryota; Euglenozoa; Kinetoplastea; Trypanosomatida; Trypanosomatidae
Source: the annotation of a GenBank genome assembly
AUGGGUUUAAUAGGUCUUCGAAAAUUAAUUGAAAGUAGCGGCAGCUGUCGAUUUCUACCCAAUCCACUGACUGAUGAUAAUGCGCCAGACUAUCUGGCGCCGGCCGAGAGCGAUGAGGGGCGAAUAAGCAACUUUUCAAAGAAGUCUUUCGCCGAGGAGGGGGCAUGCGAUGGGGUUCCGUCGCGCCGUUCGGACGCAUUUCUUGAACAGGACACCACGCUUACCAACUCCUUGGAUGUGUCCCCCGCCUCGCGCGAGGUGCCGUAUGUGGAUCAUGUGUUGAUUGACAUGAACUGCAUUAUUCACUCGUGCGUAAACCGAGCGAAGGGCCUUGACAAGCGCGGGGUCAUCCAAUCGAUCCUGGGGCGUCUUCAGGUUCUCCUCACCCAGGUCGUCGCGCCGCGGCGGUCGCUGACGUUCUGCCUGGACGGCCCCGCGCCGUACGCCAAACUCCAAACGCAGCGCCUGCGGCGGCGGAAGGUGGCGUUGAUGGACGCGACGGUGGACCAACUCACCGCCCUGUCCAUCACGGCGGGGUCGCUCUUUCUCGUGGAGCUGGAGAACGCGCUGGCGGCGCAGUUCCAGCUCCACCGCGGGAGUGGCUUUCUAAAGUCCUUCUGCCCGACCUUCCUCUUCGGGUCGACCGUGGUCGGGGAAGGCGAGGCGAAGAUCGCGCGGGCGCUGGCCUUCCUGGCCUCCUCCGCGCUCGCGGGGGGGGGUCUGACGGGGGGUCUUCCGCGGCGCCGGCGGUCCGCGCGCCGGCCUACCGCCCGGACGACACCGUCGUGGUGGUCGGGACGGACGCCGACCUCGCCCUGA